AGGAUGACGCGCGACACUACCUCCGACCCUCCAUCCCCUGCCCGCCUCCCCUGUGGCGCAGUUUGGACACCUGGAGCACACCGAAUCUGUGAAUCCUGCGGACUGUGGUCGACCGGACCCCAGAAGCAAGCUUUCUUACGAAGAGCACAGAUUUCACCAGCUGGAAAUAAAGACCCUACAGGAAUAAGAGGAGGACAGAAUCCCCUGCACACCUGCAAAUUAGCCCCCUCCCACCCCCGCCCCAUAAAAGCCCAGGAAUUCUGUAUUGAGAUCCUGUGUCAUCAGCAGGCAUGGCAAGCAUCCUUGCACAUGUGGGUGCCAAUCGGGGGCAAAAUGCAGCCAUGCCUCCUUGGGCCCAUUCCUUGCUGAGAUCCCUGGGGAGAAGUCUUGGCCCUUUGAUGGCCUACAUAGCAGAGAGAAACCUGAAAUUGUUCUCAGGGAAGGCAGUGCCAGUCCCGGGGGAAGAAACCUUUGAAAACUGGCUGAUCCAAGUCAAUGGGGUCCUGCCAGAUUGGAAUAUACCUGAGGAAGAGAAGCUCAAGCGUUUGAUGAAAACGCUCAGGGGUCCUGCCCGCGAGGUCAUGCGUUUGCUCCAGGCUGCCAACCCUAACCUAAGUGUGGCAGAUUUUUUGCAGGCAAUGAAAUUGGUGUUCGGUGAGUCUGAAAGCACGGUGACGGCUCAUGGUAAAUUUGUGAACACGCUCCAGGCACAGGGGGAGAAAGCCUCCCUUUAUGUGAUCCGUUUAGAGGUGCAACUCCAAAAUGCUAUCCAGGCAGGCGUCCUGUGCGAGAGAGAUGCCAACCAGACUCGCCUGCACCAGUUCCUGGUAGGGGCUGAGCUGAGUAGGGACCUGCACUGCAGGCUUAAGGGGCUUCUCAGGGUGUAUGCAAAUGAGCCAGAGCAGCUUCCUGAUUUCCUGGAGCUAAUCAGGAUGAUACGGGAGGAGGAAGAUUGGGAUGACACAUUUAUUACACCAAAGGAGCCCAAAAGAUCUGAGUCAGAGGUGGAGAAUGUAAGCAGCCCCGUGAUAUUUGAGGACAACUCCCAAAUCGCCAUGAGCAGUGCUGACUGCAAUGUGAUAGAGAUAGACGAUACCCAGGAUGACUCAGAUGAGGAUGUGAUCCUGGUAGAAUCUGAGGACCCUCCGCUCUCAUCCUUGGCUUCCCCUCCCAUCCCAGACAUCUAUCAGGACCAAGUGCUGCUCAUUGAUUCCCCCAGCACUUCCGCCACUCAGUCUCCCUCCACCAGCCAUGGUGAUGGGCGGAGAGCCAGGAAGCGAAAACACACAAGGGGCUGUACUUCUUGUGGUGAGGAGGGUCACUCAAAAGAAACCUGUGACAAUAGCAACAAGACCCAAGUUUUUGAGAAUCUGAUCAUCACCCUACAGGAGCUGACACAUAGAGAGCAGGGGCCAAGACCUGUCAAAGCCUAUGGCCCCUGUGAGCUACAGUAUGGUGCUGGCCCCCAGCCUUAAAUGAGCCCCUGACUAGGAAAUUACAAGAGGGGAUGUCUAACUUGCAUGAAUUAAUCUGAAAAGCAGUUUUCUUUUGUAUGGAGAAAGGGUCUUGAAUAGCAACUAGUAGAGUGAAAGAAGAUGGCCUGUAAUCCAUCCUUGCUUUUUCUCCCCAUUGCUGAAGAUCCUGUUUUCUGUGUGUGCCCAUUUCCUUGAUUGCUUUGUUCUCUUGAUGAAAAUGGCAUCUUUCAUUGUUAAGUGUUCAACUAUUAGAGAAAAUUAUAAAAAGGUGAUGUACAAGUGAUCUAGAACUCUCCACCCUUUGGUAAAUGUCCUUCUAGAUAUUUCUCUAUGCCUAUGUACACAGAUAGCUAUAUAUUAUAGAUAAGUGAUUCAAUAUAAGUGCUAUUCUAUAUGCUGUAUUUUUUCACCAAACGAUACAUGUGGUGGCCUUCUAUGUCUGUAAAAAAAAUACAAUACAUACAUACAUAUGUAUGUAUAUCAACAUCUACCUUAAUGUCUCUGUGGUAUUAUUUAACGUCUCUGUGAUAGUAUUUUAAGAAGAUGUAAAGGGAAAGAAAAAAUAUACUGAAAAGCUAUAAAG
Dipodomys spectabilis (banner-tailed kangaroo rat) is the source of this 2058-nucleotide messenger RNA. RefSeq names its product zinc finger CCHC-type containing 12 (gene Zcchc12). The transcript is spliced from 2 exons. Bases 291 to 1475 code for a protein of 394 amino acids. Lineage: Eukaryota; Metazoa; Chordata; Mammalia; Rodentia; Heteromyidae. Gene Ontology annotation, molecular function: zinc ion binding; nucleic acid binding. Gene Ontology annotation, cellular component: nucleus. The record is from RefSeq and is a predicted model, not a curated record.